AUGUGGGGAGAGAGACAAACAAUGGUGGUGUUAAAAAGCGUGGUUCUUUUAAUGUCAUUUCAACUACUGCUCAUGGUGAGAGGUUCUAUGGUACAGCUGAAAAACGGUGGCUAUGAGGACAUUGUUAUUGCAAUUAACCCCCAGUUACCAGAAAAUGACAAGAUAAUUGGAAAUAUACAGGCCAUGGUUAAAGAAGCUUCUACAUACUUGUUCCAAGUAACAAAACAACGGUUCUUUUUCAAGGUUAUAAAAAUUAUCAUUCCUCAGACAUGGCAGCAAAAAAGUAACUAUUCAAGACUAAAAACGGAGUCAUAUGAUAAGGCAGAUGUCAUAGUGGCUGAUCCCUUCUUGAAGUAUGGAGAUGAUCCGUACACUCUGCAAUAUGGAGGAUGUGGAGAAAUGGGACGAUACAUUCAUUUCACACCUAACUUCCUCUUAAGCGACAGUUUGUUCGAUAUCUAUGGAUCACGAGCCAGAGUCUUUGUCCAUGAAUGGGCUCAUCUUCGGUGGGGGGUGUUUGAUGAAUAUAACAAUGAUGCACCGUUUUAUGUGUCUAAUGACUUUGGAGAAGCAAAAGUUGAAGCAACAAGGUGUUCAGCUAAUCUUACCGGUCAAUAUAUAUUCCAAAGCUGCCAAGGAAACAAAUGCACUAUUAGGCAAUGCAAAUACAGUAAUAUGACAAAUCUGUUUGAAGCUGGAUGUAAAUUUGUUCCAGAAAAAAGGCAAACUGCCUCAACAUCUAUAAUGUACAUGCAAGGCUUACCUUCUGUGGUUGAGUUCUGUGAUAAACACAGUCAUAAUGAAAAAGCUCCAAAUAUGCAGAACAAAAUGUGUAAAUACAAAAGCACAUGGGAAGUAAUUAUGAACUCUACUGACUUCAGCAAAGCCUCGCUAAUAAACAGCUCUCAUCCUCCAUCUGAGCCCUCUUUUGUACUGUUACAGGCCAGGGACAGAGUUGUCUGUCUAGUCCUGGAUGUUUCUGGGAGUAUGGGUGCUCAUAAACGGAUUUCACGACUCUAUCAGGCUGCAGAGACAUUCCUGGUGCAGAUUAUUGAAAUCGGUUCCUGGGCUGGAAUUGUCACUUUCUCAUCUUCAGCAACAAUUCAAACUUACCUACAACAAAUAGUCAGUGAGAAUGUGCGCCAGGACCUUAUCAAAUACCUGCCUACAAGAGCUGAUGGAGGAACUAACAUCUGUGCAGGCGUACGGCAAGGAUUUCAGGUGAUUAAGGCAAAGUUCUCAAACACAGAUGGGUCUGAAACUGUGCUGCUGACAGAUGGAGAAGACAACACUAUGAGAAACUGCCUUGAGGAGGUGAGAAGCAGUGGAUCAGUCAUUCACACCAUUGCUUUAGGGCCAAAGGCAGCCCCAGAACUAGAACUAUUUUCGAAAAUGACAGGAGGUUUGCAGUAUUCUGCUACAGACGCCCUGGAAUCCAGUAGUCUAAUUGAUGCAUUCAGUGGGAUUUCAUCAGGAAGUGGAAAUAUUUCUCAACAAUCUAUUCAGCUUGAAAGCAAAGCUCUCCAAGUUGCAGUUAGUCAGUGGAUGAAUGGGUCAGUGACUGUUGACAGCACUGUAGGAAAUGACACCUUCUUCGUAGUUACGAGCAGUGGGUCUUUACCAAGCAUUUUCCUCACGGACCCUAAAGGAAAACAGUAUGGAAAUAUUAACUUUACUACUAGUACUGCAAACCCCAAAACAGCUCGACUCACUAUAGCAGGCACCGCAGAGUGGGGAGACUGGCAUUAUCAGAUUCAAAAUACAUAUACAGCCCUUCAAGUCAUAUCAAUGACAGUAACCUCUCGAGCAGCAUCUUUGGAUGUGCCUCCAGUGACUGUGAGAGCUCACAUGAAUAAAGAUACAAACAGUGUUCCUAGUCCAAUGGUUAUUUAUGCAGAAGUUAGCCAAGAGUUCUUGCCUGUUCUUGGUGCAACUGUGAUAGCCACUGUUGAAACUCAGGCUGGAACUGCAGUAGAUCUGGAACUUCUUGACAAUGGCUCAGGUGCUGAUGUUGCCAAGAAUGAUGGAAUCUAUUCCAGGUUCUUCACAUCUUUACAGGCAGAUGGUAGAUACAACUUGAAAGUGCGUGUCCAUGGAAAAGAUAAAACUGUCAGAUUGGGCAGGAGACAAAGUCGAGCCUUGUAUGUGCCAGGCUACAUAGAGAACAGUACAAUCCAAAUGAAUGCACCAAGACCUGAAGUUAAUAAUGAGGAAAUUCAAGCAAAACUAGGAAGCUUCAGCAGAACAGCAUCAGGAGGUUCUAUUGUAGUGAGUGGAGUGGAAGGAGGAUAUGCUGAUAUAUUUCCACCCUGUAAAAUUAUGGAUCUGGAGGCUCAGAUAGAAGAUGAAAGCAUUCGCUUAUCAUGGACAGCUCCAGGGGGAGACCUUGACAUGGGACAAGCUAAGCAGUACAUAAUAAAAAUGAGUGAAAGUUUCCUGGACCUAAAGGAAGCCUUUGAGAGUGCUACUUCUGUGAAUACCUCUAGUUUGAUACCUCGGCCUGCCGGCACCAAAGAAUCAUUUCAAUUUAAACCAGAAAAUAUAACAGCAGAAAAUGGUACCAUAAUCUAUAUUGCAGUACGUGCCAUAGAUAAUGCCUCCUUGACCUCAGAACCAUCUAAUAUAGCACAAGCUGCCUUGUUUUUGCCUCCAAGGCAAUCCUUGCCUAAUACUCCUCCUCCUCCUCCUCCUCCUCCUAAUAACAAUAACCCUAAUAAUGGUGUUAAUAUUACAAUAGUAGUUCUAAUAGUAACUGGGUCUGUAGUAGUUCUGUGCAUUAUUAUAAGUACAACCAUGUGUAUUUUACAUAAGAAACAUGGAAGGAGAGGCACUGCCAUGAGCGCAUAAUAUAACUGUAAAAUGAAAGUUGAGAAGAAAUGUAUCCUUAGAAGUUCUAGUUAUAAUUUUCAAAAUGCAUAAAAGACAUAUAUUUGUAAUAUACAGUAUUGAUGAAUUAGUUGCAAUGAUUUUAAAACAGAUACCCAUUUAUGUGCCUUUCUUGUCUAUUUAGUUGUAGCCUUGCAAUAGUUCUCCUACUCAAAGACAUGUACAUAGAUUAAAUACUACAUAUCAAAUCAUGUUCACUCAGUAAUUCAUAUCAGCCAACUUAGAAUAGUCUUGGCUCUUUAACUCUUACUUUUUUAGAUUUCUGCAACAUUAUGCCUUCUUUUCUUUAUUAGGUAAAGUGAGCAUAAUGUUUUUCUAAGGGCAUGUACAGGUGUUACAUUUCUAGCGGGAGAAAUGCUGUUUUCCCUCAAGAAACUGGGAGCACACGGGCAUUCAUGCAGUUUCCUCCACAGGAAACAUCCUUUCAACCAGAAAGAUCUCUCCUGUGCAAGAUUUUUAUCAUGCAGUAACAAAUGCCUGUUUGCUUCUUCACUGGGGACUGGAAAGAGUUGAGCAACAUAUGUACUAUAAGACAAACAUUAACGGUUUUACAGAUACAGCAGAUGCUCUAUUUUUAUUUUAAUAUACCUUGUGUGGUGCAUUGUGGUGCUGUUCUUUACCUCUUUUGGUAACUGUGACUGCAAGAGCAGGAGGCUAAUAAAAUAUCUCAGUAAU
Molecule: messenger RNA, 3561 nt
Organism: Alligator sinensis (Chinese alligator)
Lineage: Eukaryota; Metazoa; Chordata; Crocodylia; Alligatoridae
Product: calcium-activated chloride channel regulator 1-like
Exons: 14
Coding region: 1-2847 (948 amino acids)
Biological process (GO): chloride transport
Molecular function (GO): intracellularly calcium-gated chloride channel activity
Source: RefSeq, a predicted model, not a curated record